CAAACAGAGCGCGUACUUUUCAUUACACCGUGCAGUGAGUCAUCAGUAUCCUUCCCCCCAACUUGCCCCCUCUCCGCGGCCGUUGAUGGCGGUAGCUAUGCAGAACCAGAGCGACAUUGGGCGCGACAAGGAAAUGGCGGGAUUCUUGAUAAAGCAUCAUUUAGAGGAACUCAAAAGUAUCAUCCUUUCAUCCGAUCCUCGCCUUCAUUAUCCUCUCCUAGUCGAUUUUUCUGAGCUCAUGGACGACAACCCACAGUUGGCACACGCUAUCUUUUCACAUCCCACGGAAUAUUUAUCGCAAUUUGAUGAAUCUGCUAUUUGGGCUCAGAGAGUGAUUUUUGAGGAUUUCAAGCAAAUCGAAAAUGCCAGUGUGAAGACCACUGUUCAUAUUAGGAUUAAUGUCUCCGGUUCUCCUCUUGAAUGUGAAGAAACUUUUCCGAGUAUUGGAAAAGUUAGAGUGAAACACCGCGGAAUUCUUCUGACUCUCAAAGGCACAGUGAUUAGGUCGGGAGCAGUAAAGAUGAUUGAAGGUGAAAAGAUUUAUCAGUGUCGAGUAUGUAAACACAGUUUCAAAGUUUUUCCAGAGGUGGAAACAAGAAAUUCUACGCCCCGGCCUACAUAUUGCCCUUCUCAGAAUUGUGAAAGCAUGAGAUUCCAGAUAAUAGAAGACAAAAUGAUAUGCCAUGAUUACCAGGAAAUUAAAAUUCAAGAAAGCACACAGGUUUUAGGUGUUGGGGCUAUUCCACGUUCAAUUACUGUCAUUCUGAAGGAUGAUCUUGUGGACACAGUUAAAGCUGGAGAUGAUGUAAUUGUUACUGGAGUUCUGACUGCUAAAUGGUCUCCAGAUGCAAAGGAUGUACGAUGUGAUCUUGACCCUGUAUUAAUUGCUAAUUAUGUGAGGAGGAUGAAUGAGUUGAAGUCAGAUAUAAACAUUCCUGACGAGGUUAUUAUGAAAUUCAAACAGUUCUGGUCGGAUUUCAAAGAUAGCCCAUUGAAAGGUAGAAAUGCUAUUCUACGAGGUAUCUGCCCACAGGUUUUUGGGCUCUUUACUGUGAAGCUUGCAGUUGCACUAACACUUAUUGGAGGCGUUCAACAUGUUGAUGCAUCUGGAACAAAAGUACGCGGAGAGUCUCAUUUGUUAUUGGUUGGCGAUCCUGGCACUGGAAAGUCUCAGUUCUUGAAAUUUGCUGCUAAGUUGAGCAAUAGGUCUGUGAUUACUACUGGACUAGGGAGCACUAGCGCCGGGCUGACUGUCACAGCUGUCAAGGAUGCAGGGGAGUGGAUGCUGGAAGCUGGAGCCCUAGUAUUGGCAGAUGGUGGUCUUUGCUGUAUAGAUGAAUUUGAUAGCAUGAGAGAACAUGAUAGAGCAACCAUUCAUGAAGCUAUGGAACAACAAACAAUUAGUGUGGCCAAGGCUGGUCUUGUGACAACUCUAAGCACAAGAACAGUUGUGUUUGGUGCAACAAAUCCAAAAGGACAAUACGAUCCUGAUCAAUCUCUUUCGGUCAACACCACCCUUUCUGGACCCUUGAUCAGCAGAUUUGAUAUAGUUCUUGUCCUCUUGGAUACCAAGAAUCCGCAGUGGGAUGCAGUUGUUUCUUCUCACAUUCUUUCGGAGGCUGAACAGAAGAAAGGAAACCAGGAUGAAAAUUUAACUGAAAUUUGGUCCCUCACCAUGCUUAGGCGCUACAUACAUUUUGUGAAAGGAUAUUUUCGACCUGUCCUUACAAAUGAAGCAGAAAAGAUUAUUUCAAGCUACUACCAGCUCCAAAGAAGAUCAGCUGCACAGAAUGCAGCAAGAACAACCGUACGUAUGCUGGAAAGUUUGAUCCGCCUUGCUCAAGCACAUGCGAGGCUGAUGUUCCGAAAUGAGGUGACUCUGCUGGAUGCGAUCACGGCCAUACUAUGCAUCGAAUCAUCAAUGACUACCUCAGCAAUCGUGGACAGUGUUGGAAAUGCAUUGCACUCCAAUUUCACCGAUAACCCGGAUGAAGAUUGUAUCCUUGGAUAUAUAUAUAUAGAUAGAUACAUUUUAAAACUAAUGUCUAGAAAUACAACAACUAAAUGAUCCCUCUUUAUUAUUUUACAGUAGCAUCAUCAGAUUGUUGUUUUCCUGAUUGAUUUUGGCUCAGAUACGAAGCAAGAACGCCUCAUCCUCCAAAAACUGCGUGAAAUCGAUGAGGUGAACCUCACGUAAUUGCGGAUGUGUAGGAAACAUGAUAGGGAUUCGAUGCUUUAUAGUAUGUAGUAAAUAUGGUGCAGUUAGAGGUGAGAAUGAAUGCUCUAUGUAAAUUGGUUUGCUUUAUAAUUAAAAUUACUAGUGGCUCUACGGUAGCAAGUCCUUUUAUUUAUUUAUUUAUUUAUUUAUUGGAACAAUUAUUAUUUCCGUACACAUGUAC
Molecule: messenger RNA, 2399 nt
Organism: Andrographis paniculata
Lineage: Eukaryota; Viridiplantae; Streptophyta; Magnoliopsida; Lamiales; Acanthaceae
Product: probable DNA helicase MCM9
Exons: 19
Coding region: 86-2068 (660 amino acids)
Biological process (GO): double-strand break repair via homologous recombination
Cellular component (GO): MCM complex; nucleus
Molecular function (GO): ATP hydrolysis activity; single-stranded DNA helicase activity; single-stranded DNA binding
Source: RefSeq, a predicted model, not a curated record